Molecule: messenger RNA, 343 nt
Organism: Aspergillus uvarum CBS 121591
Lineage: Eukaryota; Fungi; Ascomycota; Eurotiomycetes; Eurotiales; Aspergillaceae
Exons: 1
Coding region: 65-247 (60 amino acids)
Source: RefSeq, a predicted model, not a curated record
AUCGAAAAGAAUUGCAGAGGUUCCUGUUCCUGCGCUAACGGCUUCACAGAAACGGCCCUCAAACAUGUCCACAUGCCAAAAGUUUGUCAUCACCGCCAAUUUAGGUCUGAUCACCUUCUGCGUGACCUUUGCAUCCUCUGUCUUCAGCACGGCCACUACGGUCACGUCAAAACAAUUUGGAUUGUCUGAAGAGAUGAUGGUCCUGGUAACCAGUUUGUUCGUCCUGGAUUUGCGCUUGGACCCUUGAUUUUUGGCCCACUCUCAGAGCGGUACACGGAAGAUUCCCCUGUUCAUCGGGUUUUUUAUGUUCGCCAUCUUUCAGAUUCCUGUGGCGGUAGCUCAG